Molecule: messenger RNA, 3798 nt
Organism: Malaclemys terrapin pileata
Lineage: Eukaryota; Metazoa; Chordata; Testudines; Emydidae
Exons: 2
Coding region: 2626-3666 (346 amino acids)
Source: RefSeq, a predicted model, not a curated record
UCUGUCUAAACUGCCUUUUAGAACAGGAGGUUGGUUUUCCUGAAAACUGCAGGCACUUCUUCUGCAUGACCUGUAUUCUUAAAUGGGCUGAAGUAAGUUUCAGAACAAAGAUGUAAUGUGUUCUGUGUGUCUGAAAUCUUUAAUGGGAAAAAUAACUGAUUAACUGAUCAAGUAAAGUAGUCACUAAUCACUUUGACCAUUUACUUAAAUCUAUGAGUAUGUGUUCUAAUUGGAUUCAAAUUUUCAAAAUUAUUUACAUUUUCUAUUUGAACAGUGGAGAAAGCUACUUACUUUAAAUUUGUUUAUAAAUAGUGCUAUCAGACUUUCUCAAGACCUCCCACCUUUUGUGAUGCCUACAAGAAAUUUGCCCAUUAAUUAUGGCUAUUUUGAUGGGUAGAUGGGGAUAAUUUCCACUUUAUAUUUGCGAUUGCUGAUUAUAUAAAAAUUGUUCGAUUGAAUUCCAUUCCACUAAUUAGUUAUACUUCCCUUAUCUUACUUUGUAAACCUUUCUGGGCAGGGACAUUGUCUUCAUAGGUGUGUGUAUAGUACCUAGCACAAUGGGGCUUCAUUUUCUAACUUUCUAGCUUGAUGCUGCUCUCCAGGAAUUUAAGAAAAGUUGCUUCCUCCAGAUCCUUCAUUGUGGUCAUAUUAAGAAUUGACGUGUAAGAUUAAAAUCACAACCACAAUUUCUCUGUUCUGUAACCAGUAAUUAUUUUUAGGUUCUGUUUGCUUGUCUAAAGUAAGUAGAAAACUUUUUUCUGUCCUUAAAUUUCUUUUCCAUGGUUUUUAAUUCUGUUCUGUAUCUAGUGUACACUUAUUCAAGAACUGAAUCCACUGCAGCAAAACUAUUAUUUUUCCAAGACUGUCAAACCUAGCUUCAGCUGAAAGUAGGUAAAAGCAGUGGAUCAUUUGUUUUGUGUAUUGCUGGCUUGGGUUGCCAAUGUGUGUAAAAAAAAAAAAAAAGUUUUCUUAAUAAAAUACUGUCCUUUUGAGUUAGUAUUAAGUUUCUCAUUCAGUACAAUACAGACCUAUGAGAGUUUUCUUCUAUACAAUCCUCCUUGCUAGAGUAAAUGAGAUUUUUGGUUUAAAUGCAUGCUUUAUCAGAUCACUAAUCAUAUGUUUAGAAAAUAAGAUCUCUGCCCUUUUGUUCCCCUCUGUAAUAGCUUUUCUUAUUGUCAUUGCCUUCCUCUACUGUAUAUAGGUAUCAUCUACAAGGCCUGAUUAGGAUUGAGACUUCCAUUGUACUAGGCUUUAUACGAAAGCAGAAUAAAAGGUGAUUUCUGCUCCAAACAGCUUACAGUCUCUUUAUCUAAGACAGAUAAAGAUGUACCUUUUCAGUUUGCUUGUAUUCUCUGUAAGUUUUGUUAGUUGUCUAGGGGACCUGUCUGCUUUUUCCAUCAUGGCUAAAGAUAAGUGGGGGUGGAGGGCAAACCUCAAAUAAAUAACUUUAUGAAGAUUGCUUUCUCCUCUGGGGCUGUGGGAUCCCUUCAGCCCAUGUAAUUAUAUAAAUAUAAUUUUAAAUUUCUUUGUAAAGUGUGGUGGGGCGAUACCAAAAUGCCAUUGCUGGGGAAAUUUAUAAGUGGUUUUAUAGAAGUAUAUUUGGCCUCUAGCAGUAUGAUGAUGUCAUAUAGUUAAAGUUUUUUUGUUUUUUUUUAAUUUGGGUGAAGAAGUAGUUUAAUAUUUGCUUGCCUACCUUGAUCCUUCUGUAUCAUCAUUCAUUUAUAAAUAUCAAUUACUUUAACUUAUGAAUUAUGAGAAAUCACCCAAUUCGGAAUACAGAAGAUAUUACAAUAAUGUAUCUUCUUUGAAAUGUACAAUAACUAGUUUUAUACCACUGUAUACAAGUUCCUGAAGGUUUUAGGUUUAUUUUAAAGGCAAAGCUACAUGCAUGGGGUGGAAAAAACUAAGGAGUGACCUGAAAAUUCUAAUCUGAAAGACUCUCCUCUUUCCCCCACUUUCCAAAAUGGAGCCUAUUUUCAAUAUAUUCUGUAAAAACAACUAAGGAUAAAAAGUGUUGCUCAACAUGACUUGAACUACUGUCAGUUUUUUAUUUACUACAGAGGAACCAACACUAAUAUAUACACAAUGACAAAUGACAUUUUACAGUUAAGAUCUGCUGUUAUUUUUAAAAAACUGAAAAUUUAAAAAGAAAGGUUUCCUGAUUUCUUCCCAGUCUCUGUUCUGAUUGUGUGGGGCUAGAGUAGUGUCCUAGGAGAGAAAAGACUAGUACACAGCACUAAGGCCUGGUCUACACUACGAGUUUAGGUCGACUUUAGCAGCGUUAAAUCGAAUUAAGCCUGGACACGUUCACACGACGAAGCCCUUUCUUUAGACUUAAAGGGCCCUUUAAACCGGUUUCUUUACACCACCUUCGACGAGGGGAUUAGCGAUAAAAUCGGCCUUUGUGGGUCGGAAUUGGGGUAGUGUGGAUGGAAUUCGACGUUAUUGGCCUCCGGGAGCUAUCCCACAGUGCUUCAUCGUGACCGCUCUGGACAGCACUCUCAACUCAGAUGCACUGACCAGGUAGACAGGAAAAGACCCGCGAACGUUUGAAUUUCAUUUCCUGUUUGCCCAGCGUGGAGAGCACAGGUAACCACGCAGAGCUCAUCAGCACAGGUAACCGUGAUGGAGUCCCAGGAUCGCAAAAGAGCUCCAGCAUGGACCGAACGAGAGGUACAGGAUCUGCUCGCCAUAUGGGGAGAUGAAUCAGUGCUUGCUGAACUCCGUAGCAGUAAAAGAAAUGGCAAAGUAUUAGAAAAGGUCUCCAAGGCCAUGAAGGUCCAAGGCCAUAACAGGGACACGCAGCAGUGCCGCGUGAAAAUUAAGGAGCUACGGCAAGCCUACCACAAAGCCAGAGAAGCAAAUGGAAGGUCCGGGGCAGAGCCGCAAAUUUGCUGCUUCUACGCGGAGCUGCAUGCCAUUCUAGGGGGUGCAGCCACCACUACCCCAACCGUGUGCUAUGACUCUGUCAAUGGAGAAACACACAGGGAAGAGAGUUCGGGAAACGAGGGAGAUGAGGAUGGAGGUAAUGUAGGUAGCUCACAGCAGCAUGGAAGCGGAGAAACCGGUUUCCCCAACAGCCAGGAUAUGUUUGUCACCCUGGACCUGGAACCAGUAACCCCCGAACUCACCCAAGACCCUGAGGGCACACAGGGGACCUCUGCUGCAAAUGUUUCUCCUUCACAGAGGCUAGUGAACAUUAGAAAGAGAAAACGGAGGACACGGGACAAUAUGUUCACGGAGCUCCAGAUGUCCUCCCACGCUGAUAGAGCACAGCAGAAUGCGUGGAGGCAGUCAAUGUCAGACAUGAGAAAAGCACAAUAUGAACGAGAGGAGAGGUGGCGUGCUGAAUCGUGGGAUGAACAGAGCAAGUUGCGGGCUGAAGAUGAUAGGUGGCGUCAGCUUGCAGACAGAAGGCAAGAGUCAAUGCUCAGUCUGCUGGAGCAUCAAACUGAUAUGCUCCAGCGUAUGGUUGAGCUGCAGGAAAGGCAGCAGGAGCAGAGACCGCCGCUACAGCCCCUGUGUAACCAACAACCCUCCUCCCCAAGUUCCAUAGCCUCCUCACCCAGACGCCCAACAACACGGUGGGGGGGCCUCCAGCCACCCAGUUACUCCACCCCAGAUGAUUGCCCAAGCUUCAGAAGGCUGGCCUUCAAUAAGAGUUAGUUUUAAAAUGCAGUGUGUCCUUUUCCAUCCCUCCUCCCCCACCCAUCCCAGGCUACCUUGGCAAUUAUCCCCCUACUUGUGUGAGGAAUUAAUAAAGAAUGCAUGAAUGUGAAAUAACAAUGACUUUAUUGC